CUCAAACCGUGACACUUUGCAGCUCAGACAUGAAGUGCUCUGCUGUUAUACUAAUCCUGAUACUCAACACCGUCUACACCUUCUCACAAAUUGCCCAUGAAAUUCUCACUAUUGUGAGCUGCUUUGACAAUGGCACAACUGAGAUGCAGGUUGAAGUGGAUUCUAAUGAGCUGGGAUAUGUGGAUUUUGAAAGACAAGACAUUGUAUUCACAGUGCCCAGAUUUCUUGUGCCGGACCCAAGACAAACAUUUGCAUUUAUAGGUGAAUACAAGGACAUUAUAAGAGGCAAGACCACGUGUUUAACAGUUCUGGGAUACUGUGCAGUGGAGGAGCAAACGCUACCUGAAAAUUGGGAUCCUCCUGACAGUGUGAUCUACCCUGCAGAAGAAGUUCAGCUGAAAGUUGAAAACAGCCUCAUUUGCUUUGUGAAUCAUUUCUACCCACCUUCCAUCAGAGUCAGCUGGACUAAAAAUGGUCUUCCAGUGUCGGAGAAGGCAUCACUCAGUCGAUAUUAUCCAGAUAAAGAUCACACCUUCUACCAGUUCUCAACCCUGACAUUCACACCGAGCGAGGGGGACAUUUACAGCUGCACAGUGGAGCACCCGGCCCUGGAGAGCCCCGUGACAAGGAUCUGGGAACCUGACAUUAAUCAUCCAAGUCUUGGACCAGAUAUUUUCUGUGGAGUCGGCCUGGCUCUGGGUGUGUUGGGGAUCGCAGUUGGAACAUUUUUAAUAGUUAAGGGGCACCAUGUAAAUUAAGUUCUCAGAUUACACACAUGAAAUUGAUGUUGAUGGUACACAUGAAUUUUACAAAACCCUACACUGUUUGAGUGUAGUGCAAAUGUGCACUAUUUAUCAUCUUAUAAUCAAAACAGUUCAUAAGCUAUGUCAAAAUGUAAUUUAUAUGUGGAUAUACACAGUACAUAUUCCAGAUUUAAAUAACUUUAAAUCAAGAAGAGAAAAGGAAAAGGUAACACUUUUUAUAAGUCGCCCUAUUUAGCCUUUAGUAGCACUAUACAAACAUUUAAUAUGUGGUUUAUAUAAUCUAGUUUUAAGCAGCUAUAAUGGCAUUUUAAGUGUUUAUUUAUGUAUAGUACUUUUCAAUUAUAACUCUUCUGAAGACAUAUUUAUUAUUAUAACUAUUUUACUAUGUUUUCCAGCUUGUAGGCAACACUAACUCCUUUAUUGUUGUUUCUGUUUGGCUCCUAGGUUAUUAUAAGGUUGUAUAUUCAAACAUUACCAUGUAAUAUACUGUCUCUCUGGAUUACUAUGUUAAUGUUGAUUUCUGUUAAAAAUA
Messenger RNA from Monopterus albus (swamp eel), 1296 nucleotides. RefSeq names its product H-2 class II histocompatibility antigen, A-U alpha chain-like. The coding region runs from base 30 to 758 and encodes 242 amino acids. The record is from RefSeq and is a predicted model, not a curated record. The transcript is spliced from 4 exons. Lineage: Eukaryota; Metazoa; Chordata; Actinopteri; Synbranchiformes; Synbranchidae.